GUGUAUAUAUAGCUUAUAUUGCUACAUACCCAACAUUCUUAGAAUCAUAUAGUCACAGCUGAAACUAGCAAAUAUAAACAAACCAUGGGGGGCAAGAAGAUCCCCAGCACCACAUCGUGUUCACCACUACCCUCCACUGAUUCUGAUCACCGGGGCAUCAGUGACGGGCACGUCUUGCUCCUGCCAUACCCGGGAGCGCAAGGGCACACCAACCCGCUGCUCCAGUUUGGCCGCCGCCUCGCCUACCACGGCCUCCACCCCACGCUCGUCACUACGCGGUACGUGCUCUCCACCACGCCGCCUCCUGGUGAACCAUUCAGGGUGGCCAACAUCUCGGACGGUUUCGACGAUUGCGGCGCGGCCGCGUGCCCGGACCUCUCCGAGUACUGGCGCCAGCUUCAGGCCAUCGGCUCGGUGACGCUAGCAGAGCUUAUCCGGUCGGAGGCCUCCGAGGGUCGGCCCGUGCGCGUGCUGGUUUACGACCCUUUCCUGCCAUGGUCACGGCGGGUGGCGCAGGAGGCUGGGGUGGCGGCGGUGGCGUUCCUGUCGCAAUCAUGCGCCGUCGACGUCGUGUACGGGGAGGUGUUGUCGGGGCGGCUGCCGCUGCCAGUGGUAAAUGGGAAGGAGCUCUUUGCGCGCGGGCUGCUCGGUGUCGAGCUCGGGCCCGACGACGUGCCGCCGUUCGUGGCAAAGCCUGACUGGUGCCCUUUGUUCCUUCGGGCAUCGCUGCAGCAAUUCGAGGGGCUGGAGGACGCCGACGACGUGCUCGUCAACUCAUUCCACGAUAUUGAACCCAAGGAGGCAGAUUAUAUGGCACUAACAUGGCGUGCAAAGACAAUAGGCCCAACCUUGCCAUCAUUUUAUCUUGAUGAUGACCGUUUUCCGUUGAACAAGACCUAUGGUUUCAACCUCUUCAACAGCAGCGAGCCAUGUCUGGCUUGGCUUGACAAACAGCUUCCGCGUUCUGUUAUUCUUGUAUCCUACGGUACUGUCUCUAAUUACGAUGAAGCACAGUUAGAAGAGCUUGGCAAUGGAUUGUACAAUUCUGGCAAACCAUUCAUUUGGGUUGUGAGGUCAAAUGAAGAACACAAGUUGUCCGAUGAACUUCGUGACAAGUGCAAGGAACGUGGCCUUAUUGUUUCUUGGUGCCCCCAGCUUGAAGUUCUAGCACAUAAAGCUACAGGUUGUUUCUUCACACAUUGCGGAUGGAACUCGACAUUGGAAGCAAUUGUUAAUGGUGUGCCAAUGGUGGCAAUACCACACUGGGCAGACCAGCCGACCAUAUCAAAAUAUAUGGAGAGCAUGUGGGGCUUGGGUGUCCGGGUGCGCAAGGAUGAGAAAGGCUUGGUGACGAGGGACGAGGUGGAAAGGUGCAUCAAGGAUGUCAUGGAUGGUGAUAGUAAGGAUAAGUAUAGGAAGAGUGCCACUAUGUGGAUGCAAAAGGCCAAGGCAGCUAUGCAGAAUGGAGGGAGCUCGGACAAGAAUAUUACAGAAUUCGCCGCGAAGUACUCAUCAGGUCAAAAAAAUAUAGUGGCAUAGAAUUAGUAGGUGAGCAAUUUGUAGUCAAUAUUUGUUGGAGGUAUCUUCUGAAAUGUGGAGCGAGCCAAAAGAAAAUUUAUGACGGAACCGUCCAAUUUAACUA
Messenger RNA from Zea mays, 1642 nucleotides. RefSeq names its product UDP-glycosyltransferase 79. The transcript is spliced from 3 exons. The record is from RefSeq and is a predicted model, not a curated record. Bases 85 to 1539 code for a protein of 484 amino acids. Gene Ontology annotation, molecular function: quercetin 3-O-glucosyltransferase activity; quercetin 7-O-glucosyltransferase activity. NCBI's taxonomy places the organism in Eukaryota, Viridiplantae, Streptophyta, Magnoliopsida, Poales, Poaceae. Gene Ontology annotation, biological process: detoxification.